Molecule: messenger RNA, 4646 nt
Organism: Paramisgurnus dabryanus
Lineage: Eukaryota; Metazoa; Chordata; Actinopteri; Cypriniformes; Cobitidae
Gene: csgalnact1a
Product: chondroitin sulfate N-acetylgalactosaminyltransferase 1a
Cellular component (GO): Golgi cisterna membrane
Molecular function (GO): glucuronosyl-N-acetylgalactosaminyl-proteoglycan 4-beta-N-acetylgalactosaminyltransferase activity
Source: RefSeq, a predicted model, not a curated record
UUUGGGGUGGGGUGGACCAGAGGAUCCGGUUUCGCCGGGGGAAGAAACCAGCAGAGGUUCGCCGCUGCCCCGCACACUCAACGCACGCGCUCCAUCACACACGCGCCCUCUGCUCUCGAGGACUCGGGGCUUUGACAUCAGUUCGUUUGUAUUGUGAUGUUGCAUCUGUGAAGAUCAAAGGCUGGAGAAACACGAAGAAGAGUUGGAAUAGAUUAGGUACAACAGAAUGACUAAAGAUGAGGAAACAUCUUGCUUGUCAUUGCAGAUAUAUCAAGUUGAAGAAGUGAAUGGCAAUUAAACAGUAUCUGGACCCCUGCUGGUAUGGAGCUCAAAUGGCUAAACCUUAUUCGAUGAGUGGGACAUCCGGGACGCUGUAGCAUGGAUCAUCCACUCCAGACAUUCUCUCAAAGGUCUAUCAUGCUACCUUCAAGAAUGGGCAAUUUUCACCAGGCAGAGAUAUGUGCAUGUCGCCUUUGAACCGUUCAGAUGGCACAUUUGACCGGACGGAGAGCUAAUAGCUCCUUGAAGAGGAGGAAGUGGCCGUAACUUGACCCAUGAAGAAGAAUGUGGGUGAGAAGCCAGACUGCAGUAAAGAAAGACUGAAUUGGGAAUAGACAGUAAUUGCUUUGUGUGUUGCCUACGUUGUAAUACAAUAAGUUCUUCCUCUUUAAUUUCAAAGACACACACUUUAACAAAGGUAUUCAGGUGCCGGAGUGGCCUUCUGGCGUAUCUUUGAGCCUGGGUUUUAAUGAGUCGCAAAGAUGCCCCAACUUUCUUGAACUACGUCAUCCUGCCCACCUUGUUGUUGAGGUUGCCGGUUGUGAUGUUUCGGAGGAGUCUGCUAGCCUGGCUCUCCCGCUUAGGCGUUUUAUUAGUGGUGGUCUGCUGUUGUCUUUCCCUCCUCUAUGUCAUCACAUGCAGCCCCCACGCCGAUGAGGUCAUGGCCGGGCAACCCCUUCCCAGGGUCGGAGGUUUGGGGAUGGCGGGUGGUCCGAGCAGACCGGGUGGAGUCGGAAGUGGCCGAGAAGGCUUCCAGGCUCUACUACAAGAGCGAGAAGAACAGCACAGACAGCACAUUGACAGUUUAAAGAAGCAAAUCGCACAACUCAAAGAAGCCUUACAAGAACGCAGCGAACAGCUUAAGGGGAUGCAGAACUCUUUGGAGAAGACAGCCGGACGAGGUGCGCGGACCGACGUGCUCGAGGACCACAGUCGCAGCGACCUGCAGGAGUUCCUGCGCAGUCAGCUGAACCGGGCCGAGGUUCACGCCGGCGUUCGGUUACCGAGCGAGUAUGCCGUCGUGCCUUUCGAGAGCUUUACCCUGCAGCGAGUAUACCAGUUGGAGAUGGGGCUGACCCGACACCCUGAGGAGAAGCCUGUGAGGAAGGACCGCAGGGAUGAACUGGGUGAGGUGGUGGAGAGCGCGCUUCACGCCCUCAAUGUGCCAAAUCAGGCAGGAGACAAAAUGAAAACGAGCAAAGUUUACACGCCAUCUGAUUUCAUAGAAGGCAUCGCACGCACAGAGAAAGACAAAGGCACGCUGUAUGAAUUGACCUUCCGCGGUGAACACAAACUGGAAUUUCGCAGGCUGGUUCUCUUCCGGCCCUUUGGCCCACUGAUGAAAGUGAAAAGUGAGCUGGUGGAGACGGCCAACAUGCCUAUUAACAUCGUUGUUCCUUUGUCUCAGAGAGCUGACAAAUUCAGACAGUUUAUGCACAACUUCAGAGAGGUUUGUGUGAAGCAGGACGGGCGCGUGCACCUUACCGUGGUUUACUUCGGAAAAGACCAAAUGAACGAAGUCAAGGGAACAUUGGAGAACACAUCGAGGGAGCUGAACUUUCGUAACUUCACACUGAUUCAGCUGAAUGAAGAGUUUUCUAGGGGUCGAGGGCUGGACGUGGGCGCUCGCGCUUGGAAGGGAGGGAACGUCCUGCUCUUCUUCUGUGAUGUGGACAUCUUCUUCACAGCCGACUUCCUGAAUACAUGCCGUCUGAAUGCCCAACCUGGAAAGAAAGUGUUUUAUCCGGUCCUCUUCAGUCAAUAUAACCCAGCUGUAAUCUACGGCGGUCACGAUCACAUUCCCCCCGUGGAACAGCAGCUGAUUAUUAAGAAAGACACUGGGUUUUGGAGGGAUUUCGGCUUUGGGAUGACCUGCCAAUACAGAUCAGACUUUAUCAAUAUAGGUGGUUUCGAUGUAGACAUUAAAGGCUGGGGUGGUGAGGACGUUCACCUGUACAGGAAAUACCUCCACAGCAAUCUGCUAGUAGUUCGUGCACCAUCGCGCGGCCUCUUCCAUCUGUGGCACGAGAAGAGAUGUGCGGACGAGUUGCCUCCAGAUCAGUACAAGAUGUGCAUGCAGUCAAAAGCAAUGAACGAAGCCUCGCACGGGCAGCUCGGCAUGCUGCUCUUCCGGCACGAGAUCGAGGCGCAUCUCCGAAAACAAAAACAGAGAAGCGGAGCCAAAAAAGCUUGAAGCUUGUUACCUCUCAUGUUGCAUUUAAAACAAGUUUUUAGCAUGUGGCUCACUCAGGCAUGUGAUCAGCCAAGGACAAAAAAGAAGGAAGGCUUUUGGAAAAUAAUACUAAAAAAAGAAAAUAAAUCAAAUAUGCAAAAUUUACACAAGUCAUCCCCACAAGGUCAACAAAUACUGAAAUCCGUAUUUAUGUGGAAAAAUCACAUCCCUGCUGGAAUAGUUUACCCUUAAACUCAACUUUUGGCAUUGUUAAGUUACUACAAUGUUCCAAACUCCAAUGUUCCAAUGUUCCAAACUCAACUCCGUAUGAGUUUGGGUUACAAGCUGUGAAUUUCCUGACUGCUGUUUGCCAUGUAAUGAACAAGUCAACUCAAAUUUCAGUUUGUUCCCGACACUAAGCUAUUGUGUGGCUUUAGAAAUAUAGUACACAAUUCAUAACCACCAUUUGAAUUGUACGUUUAUGGAACUUUUUUGAAACCAGACCUUCCCAAUCCCCAUUCACUUUCAUUAAAUCACUACCAAAUUAAAUUCAUCUUCACUGAAGAAAUUACAACAGGAUUUCUAUUUUUGGGUGAACUAUUGCUUUAAAUCAUACAGUUUUGGUAAGACCGCACAAACGCACACACAUUUGCAAACCCAAACACUGAGAUAACUAAAAGAGACGCCACAGGAAGAGAGCAACAGACAGACAGACAUUCCCUAAAGACAACAUAAGCGUGGGUGUGCAGAACAUGACCUUCAAGUCUGCAUGGUGUCUUUUAUGUGUUAUAAAAUGAUCUGCAGUAUUAUCUAGAUACAGCACAUGAUGUAGUUUUUAAUGCACUUGUGCACUUCAGAGAGAAAUCUCACAUGGUAAGCACGUUAUGCUGAUAAUUUUUCAAUAGUGCUGAAUGUACUAAAUAUAAAUGAAAUUUAGAAGAGACGUGUGAGUGUUGUAACACAUUUAGUUUCAAACAUUGUAACAUUGUUUUUUUUACAUUGUGUCUUAAAUGUUUAUUUUCGUUUUGAGUAUCUUUGAGUAAAAAUGUGCAAAAAUCUUCUAAUAUCUGUAAACUUUGUAAAUUAUUGGAGUCAUUAUGUUUACAUUUGCUACCAACACUCAUUUUUCCAAAAGUGAAAGAGACAUUUUAAUUGUAUUAUAUAUUAAAAACAGCAAACAAAUUGGAAAUAAUUAUGCAACAAAAACACAAAUUAUAGGCAAAAUAAUAUAGCAAAAUAAUGUUACUCUCAAAAUUGAAGUAAAUAUAUACACUUUCUCACUUUUAAGUGUUACAAAACUCCCUGGUCUUUUUCUACCUCAUGCUAGCACUAAAAUAGCGUACAAUCAAACUAAAAUUAUAUUUUAAUUCUCUAUUAAUGAGAUAGGAUUGCUAAGAAAUGCAUAUCAGGGGGACUUUUAUGUCUUACAUGUUUUACACUAGAACAUUCUUAAAAAAUAAAUAUUCAUUUUGGAUUUGAGUCCAAAAAUGCAAAGAAAGAAAGUAUAGAAUAGAGAAUGCUGUAUUGCUUUGUUGACAUAUAAUAGAUGGUAUUGAACUUUAGAUCAGUUAGAGAAAUACUAAGGGGCUUAAAAUGACGACGAGUGGUUCAAAGAACUACAAUUUCUUUCGUUUAGAAGUUAUUUUUUAUGUUGUAGUGCCACCUAGUGGUUAAUUACAUUAUAAUCUUGCAGGGAACUUAACAAAAUAAACUAUAAUACACCACAAGCAUUGGAUAUCAAAUUCUGAUUUUUAAUUUUUGAACAUCUCACGUAUUGUAAUGUUUUAUUUGUUUUGUAUAGCAAAGACUCUUGCAUUGCAGAGUUAAACAUGUAAUCUAUGUAUUCUAUGAGAGUUUAUUUAGACUUAUAUUUGUGCAUAAAUUAUCUCCAGAUAAUUUUAGACUUCAGAGGUUUUUGAAGUUCAGCUUGAUGUCAGAUCAAGGUGCACUUCAGGUGCAAAGCACACUGAUUUUCAUCUACGGUAGAGCAAUGUAGAAUAGUUGUAGAAUAAUGAUUAUUUAUUGGGGCACAGUGUGCCUUUAAUGUAUGACCUUUUUACUCCCUAACGUGCUAUGAUAUGUAUAUUCUUUUAAAUAAUAUCAGACUUAUUUUCUCUGAUGAUUUGUUGUAAAUUAAAAUCAUUAUGUUUUUUAUUUUUAAGACGAAACAAAAUAAAGUGAAGCAAAAGUGUGA